Letharia lupina is the source of this 558-nucleotide messenger RNA. RefSeq lists its product as uncharacterized. The record is from RefSeq and is a predicted model, not a curated record. The coding region runs from base 1 to 558 and encodes 185 amino acids. Lineage: Eukaryota; Fungi; Ascomycota; Lecanoromycetes; Lecanorales; Parmeliaceae. The transcript is spliced from 4 exons.
AUGGGAUGCCGUUCCUUCUCCAAGGGCGAAGCCGCGGCAUCUUCCUUCUCCAACCUUGCCAUCGAAGCACUUGAGCUUGACAUCAGCUCUGAUUCUUCCAUCUCCAAAGCCUUCGCCACCGUAGAAGGGAAGUUUGGCCAUCUGGAUGUCCUCAUAAACAAUGCGGGUAUUUCACAACGAGCUUUACCCGAAGGCCUGACGACCCGCCAACGUUACGCACAGAUUAUGGACACCAACGCUAUCAGUGCAGCCUGUCUCCCCGAGACUUUCAUUCCUCUCCUUUGCGAUACUCUGAACCCGGCUUCCCAGUACUAUGGUCUCGACUCCCCAGAGUACAAGGCUUCGAAGGCAGCUUUGAACAUGAUCAUGGCUACGAAUGCCGUGGAGCUCAAGGGAGAAGGCUUCAAGGUCAAUGUGUGCUGUCCCGGGCUGAAUGCCACAGGACUGAGUGGAGCUCAUCCUAGCGUUGGUCCUUUGAACGCUUCCAGGUUGGCAAAGGCAGGGAAGGAUGGAGAACAUGGGACGUUCACAAACAAAGAGGGCUCAUUGCCAUGGUAA